CUUGUAUUUCUCGAAGAAAAUGUCUGAUAUUUUGCUGGAUUUCGAAAAGAAAUCCCUGGAAUUUCAACUGAAAGUGACAGAAUCCCCUCUCUGUUAUGUCAGACAGCAGUGCGUUGCAGCUUCUCAAAUAGCUCUGGCAAUAUACAUCCCGUAUCCAAAUUUACUGAAAUGGCAUGCGCAUACCCUUGUUGAAAUGAAAGACGACAAAGAAAAGAGGUUAGACCACAUCGACAUUCUCAAGUUUUGGAUUCCUGGAAGAACGGAUUAAGAAUCCAUGAGAGAUUUAGACGCGAAGUUAGUGCAAUCGUAAAAAGUACACUGGGAAGAAAGUUAGUGGAAGUAAGAGAAAAGAGGCAGAAACAAAAGGGCUAAACUUAAGCAUUUUUAAAAGUGAACUUGUGUUACCUCAUGAAAUAGAAAAAAAAAUCUGUCUGCUGCAGAACAAGAAGUGGCUAAAAGGAAAUCGAAGUACAAGAAUCUGGAGAGUGAGAAAGAAAACUUGGCAAGGGAAAUGAUAGAAGCAUUAAAGCAAAAGAAAAUGAAAUGGAAGAGGCAGACAAAGCCGUAG
Molecule: messenger RNA, 568 nt
Organism: Paramuricea clavata
Lineage: Eukaryota; Metazoa; Cnidaria; Anthozoa; Malacalcyonacea; Plexauridae
Source: the annotation of a GenBank genome assembly